AUGGCUACUCAAAAAUCAAACGCUAAGCAGCUAGAAGCUGAAUAAGAAGCUUUAAAAGCUUAUGAAGAAAAGAUGACUCUUUUGAAAAAUGCUGCUAAUUAAGAUGUAGUGCAAAAAAUGAAAAUAGUAAUUGACAAUCCUCCUGUUAAAUCAAAAAAUCAAGAAACAUUAGAAAAGUAUGUUGCUCUUUUCCACUCAGUCCUAUCAGCAGCAAAGGAUAGAGAAAGAUCAAUUGUAGAUGCACUUAAUGAUCAAGAGGCAGUUAAUCUUUAUGACUAUAUAAACAAAAGCUUUGAAUUGAUUUCCUCUGGAAAAUGCAAAGAAGAUAAAUUUUUAUCUUAAAAGUUAUUUAAAAUGCAUGCAUAACUAGUUGAUAAAUUUGGAAAAUCUAUUAUCUUAAAAGCCAUUUCGAGAUAGCGCUCUUUAAUUACUCCUAUUGAUAAUUAUCCUACCCAUAAAGACCCUAAUCUAUUAUGA
This is a messenger RNA of Tetrahymena thermophila SB210, 477 nucleotides long. Its product is annotated as ARP2/3 complex 16 kDa subunit (p16-Arc). Gene Ontology annotation, biological process: regulation of actin filament polymerization; Arp2/3 complex-mediated actin nucleation. The transcript is spliced from 2 exons. Lineage: Eukaryota; Ciliophora; Oligohymenophorea; Hymenostomatida; Tetrahymenidae. Gene Ontology annotation, cellular component: Arp2/3 protein complex; actin cytoskeleton. The record is from RefSeq and is a predicted model, not a curated record.